CCGUUUUCUUUCCGAAAGCGGACAUCCGUUCUUACCGUCUAAGUGAAUGUUGUCUGCUUCAAACGGAAUGAAAAUAUGGUCAUUGAUCACUCGUAUGAUGAGAGGAUGCUAUGCAGAUUUUAAGCGAGACGCUUUCCCAGGAUUCACGCUAUAUCCACCCGUGGCAUGGUUGCAGCGAGGUGGCGCAGCGCCCAAUGCGACCUGGAGCAUGGAACAGGCUUCGGUAAACAUUGUCGUGCUUGGGAAAGAUGGCACCGGAAAAACGGCUCUCAUCGUCCGAUUGCUUACGAAGCGAUUUAUUCACGAAUACGACCCGACACUAGAACACGUGUACGCCUUUUCCGCCGCGCUGGACGGUGAACAGGUGAACAUGAACCUCAUGGACACUGCUGGAAAGGAUGCUCCGACGGUGUCCGAAGCCGAAUGGGGCCAAGGUUUCAUGCUGCUCGUGUCUCUGACGUGCCGGGCCUCCCUGGAGCACGCCGUCUCUCUGGGCUCGUGGCUGCAGGCUCAGGGAAAGCCCUUCGUGCUGGUCGCCACCAAGACGGACCUCAUGCACGACAGACAGGUUUCCACCCUGGAGCUACAGCAGUUGUCCCACCGUUGGCAGGUGCCCUUCUUCGAGACCUCCGCCACGGGGGACUACGAAGACGUGGCCAGACCUUUCGCAGCCGUCUGGAGGGGUAUCCGAACGUGGAACGACCGCAAGGCACUCUUUCCAAACGUUUCGACGCCUCUCUCACCGGACGAGUACCGAAGGUACAAGACUCGACAAAUGACAAAGUGAACUUACCACGCAAAGACCAAGUGAAGUAUAGUUUCGCCCGAAACCUCGAAGACGAAGGUUCCCAGCAAAGUCACUCCGUGUGUCCAUGGGCUUUGCGAAGUUAUGUGAAAGUUACCGGGGUGUGAUAAGAAACCAAAAACACUAUUAGUGUGACACCCCCCCUCGCACACCCACUUCUUACAAAACGGGUAAUCCCGAAAACAUGGGCGGUGAUGUUCGCUUAAUUCCACAUUCACAAAAAGUUCGCCAAUACAAAUUCGUUGAGGCGUAGCCAGAAAAAUAUUUCGGAAGCUAGGGGUUCUAUGGGGACUUUACGUGGGACAGGUGGUCCCCCCCCCUUGUUUCCCUCUCCCAUGUGCACUAGCAAAGGUACAAUUUCGGGAGGUUUCAACCCUUGACACCCUCUUCCCCUCGGCUACGCCGCUGCAAAUCGACACGUUAGGAGACAUGGUUCUGGUCCAAGACCCUUUUGGCUCUACGACGCCCCCUGGAUCAGUUUGUUCCUGGGACUCCAGGUCCUGCCCUAGCCAGCGCCUUAUAUUUGUCUCUCGACAUACAAGAGUGUACCUGAUGAUUUUUAAAAUGCAAAAAUAUGC
Molecule: messenger RNA, 1383 nt
Organism: Ornithodoros turicata
Lineage: Eukaryota; Metazoa; Arthropoda; Arachnida; Ixodida; Argasidae
Product: ras-related and estrogen-regulated growth inhibitor-like
Exons: 5
Coding region: 47-787 (246 amino acids)
Molecular function (GO): GTPase activity; GTP binding
Source: RefSeq, a predicted model, not a curated record